GUUCGGUUCCCAGUUCUAAAUUCUAAUCAUCUUCUGAUCACACAGUGUCACGCACCAACCAUUCACCACUCUCUUUUUCUUUUUCUUUCUCUUUCUCUUCUUUUGGAACAACGGGUACCACUACCACCUCUUCAAAACAACCCCUUCUAACUUAUUUCUGCUUCUAACUAAAAUGGCUCUUCUCACUCUUGCACUCCUUCUUUUGGCCUUCAGUGGCUCCUCAAGUGGCUCUUGGUGUGUUUGCAAGGAUGGAAGUGAAACAAUACUUCAAAAAACAUUAGAUUAUGCUUGUGGAGCUGGUGCUGAUUGUAAUCCUAUAAAACAAAAUGGGCCUUGUUUUCAACCCAACACUGUUAAAGCUCACUGUAAUUAUGCAGUUAACAGUUAUUUCCAAAGGAAGGGACAAACUCAAGGGUCAUGUGAAUUUGCUGGAACAGCCACAGUUACUGCCUCAGAUCCUAGCACUACAGGUUGUUUGUACCCUGCAAGCGCCAGUACUACAGGCACUAGCACAACCACACCAACCAUGGGAAACCCUUCCACUGGUGGAGUAUUGGGAGGCAUUGGCAAUGGUAUGGGCCCAUCUGGAAUUGGAACCAAUUCAGAUAAUAGUCAUGGUGGGCUUAAACUUUUAUAUACUAGUUUAUUCUUUCCCUUUUCAAUAUCUAUGUUUUCAAGCAUGGUGAUGAUGAUUAUGCUUUGGUAAGAUUGAGAAGAUAAUUGGCUAUGCUAUGCAUAAAAUGUGACCAUGUUGAUGUAUUUUUAUUUUUAAUGUGUCACUCUGUAAUUUUUUAGGGGAUUAUUGAACUAGACACAAAUUUUUGUUUUUUUAUAACUUUUCUACUACCUUUCCUAUUUUCUAUUUUUAAUAUGUAUAUAUCCAAGAGUCUAGUAGUUAAUGUGAUAAGAAUCUGGGCCCUUUUGUUUAUUGGAUA
This is a messenger RNA of Cicer arietinum (chickpea), 935 nucleotides long. Its product is annotated as PLASMODESMATA CALLOSE-BINDING PROTEIN 1-like. The record is from RefSeq and is a predicted model, not a curated record. Lineage: Eukaryota; Viridiplantae; Streptophyta; Magnoliopsida; Fabales; Fabaceae.